This is a messenger RNA of Daktulosphaira vitifoliae (grape phylloxera), 1753 nucleotides long. RefSeq names its product nuclear hormone receptor family member nhr-67 (gene Hr83). Gene Ontology annotation, molecular function: nuclear receptor activity; zinc ion binding; RNA polymerase II cis-regulatory region sequence-specific DNA binding. Bases 443 to 1294 code for a protein of 283 amino acids. The record is from RefSeq and is a predicted model, not a curated record. Lineage: Eukaryota; Metazoa; Arthropoda; Insecta; Hemiptera; Phylloxeridae. The transcript has 9 exons. Gene Ontology annotation, biological process: regulation of transcription by RNA polymerase II; cell differentiation; anatomical structure development.
GUUGACAGGUAGCAAAAGCAAAUAUUGUAGCGUCUAAUGGACACCUGGGGGAUCAAUGGUCAACCGUCGCGGCUAAAAAACGGAAUUAUAGCGUUAAGAGUUGACGGAGCGAUGGGGCGGAACGAGUAAGUGCACUCAACGUCACCGAAAGGACUUUACGGCUUUUGAAUAAAUAAUGGCUGAAAACGUGUUGGACAGCAUUCAUUUACAAUAUACUUAUAUUUACAUUCAUACAAUUAUCCGCCCAUUACCGAUUUUGAGCAACGAUUUAUUCUUCAAUGUUCUCGUUUCCAUUAUUUCCAUUUUUAUGUCUAUAAUAGAUAUUAUUGUAACGCCGAUUGUCAAGUCGCAUUCGCGUAUAACUUGUAGACCAGUUAAUACAUUCAUCCCGCGAUAAAGCUUUUGCAAACUCAAAAAUUAUCAUUUGUGAAUAAAAAAAAAAAUGGGAAGAACUUUACCAAUACCAGUUUUUUGUAGGGUAUGUGGUGAUAAGUCUUUUGGAAAGCACUAUGGCGUGUAUUGUUGUGACGGUUGCUCAUGUUUUUUUAAGAGAAGCGUAAGGCGAAAAAUAAUAUAUUCGUGUAUUGCUGGUUCUGGCACAUGUACUGUGGAUAAGGCUAGACGAAAUUGGUGUCCUUUCUGUAGACUUCAGAAGUGUCUUCGAGUUAAUAUGAACGUUGCAGCUGUUCAAGAAGAAAGGGGACCAAGAAAAAUCAAAACGCAAAAACAUCUCGAAAAUGAAAAUAUAAUUUCCAAGAACUGGAACACUCGAAAUGACCACAUUUUCGAAAUUGGUGCACAAAUAUUUUUGACUAGCCUUCGACAAUGUAGAAUGACUGAGCCAUUGAUAGUUCUGCCAAUGAAUGAACAGAAUAAAAUUCUCAAUAAAACUUGGCAUCAAAUAUUUGUAUUAAUGGCUGCAUUUUGGCCAUCAAAUUUAAUCAACAUAAUAAACUGUUCUGGUUUGAGCGAAGAAAACCUUUUAGCGACAUUAAUAACCAAUCAUCGUGCAAUGAAACUUGAUUCUGUCGAGUAUAAUUUAAUACUGACAUUAAUUUUAUGUCGACCAGAUCUAUGCAACCAAGAAUUCAAAAACGAACUCGCUACUCUGGAUAUCAAUGCAAAAUGCGCUUUAAUGAAGCACGUGUCAAUGAAAUCACUUACGAGAUACUACGGAAUAAUAACUUGUAUUCUUUCUGUUACUGAAAACGUAUCUAAAUGUAUAAAAAAUGUAUUUUUUGAUCCAUCAAUUAGAGAUGUCCCUAUCAACCAUCUCAUCUCUGUUAUUACUUAGAAUAUUAAAUAUUUAAAUGUAUUUUAAAUUUCAAUGACAUAGAUCUUGGUGUAUCAACUAAUAAAAAAAAAUUUUGAUCCAGUUAUCUUGAAGUUAUUAGCAUAUUAAAAUAUAGACUGAUGGUCUGAAAUCGGAAAGUUGUGGAAUCUUUCUAGUGAAUGGGACACACCACAUGGCAUGUCUAUAAAAGUUCAUUUUAAGAUACUCAUUUGCUUUUACUUCUUUACCAGUAUAAAGUAAUAAAACGGUUGCACAGUGAGGUUGCAGCACAGUAUGGACGUGGCAUAGUUGGGACAAGUAUAGAUGAUAUCUGACAGUGAUUAAAAUCACUAUCAUAAGAAACGCUUCGAUGCAAAUCUGUAGAUAGUGUUUCAUUUAGAGAAAUUGGUGGAUUAUUCCAAAAGCAACUCGUAUUUCCUUAAUUAUAUCAUGAUUAGUAGUUCUUUGAUUUUAAAAUAU